Messenger RNA from Peniophora sp. CBMAI 1063, 1656 nucleotides. The record is from the annotation of a GenBank genome assembly. Lineage: Eukaryota; Fungi; Basidiomycota; Agaricomycetes; Russulales; Peniophoraceae.
AUGUUUCCUUCCAGGCAAUUCAUUCAACACGCCGUACAGGCUAUCCUCAUACUGGUUACUGCAACACUAACGACUUUCGCUGUGCGGGGCGCAUAUGCACGUCACGUCAGACGUAGAGCGUUACGCUCCGUGCGCGGUCCUCCGAAUCCAUCUUUCUUCACAGGAAACCUCCCCGAUCUAUACUCAGCGACUGGCUUGCCGUCUUUCAACGCACUAUCACAGUAUGGGCGCGUCACGAAGGUCCACGGCUUAUUUGGAGACGUAAUCCUAGUUAUCACCGACCCAUCCGCAUUGGCCGAUGUACUGAUAAAGAAUGUUACCACUUUUCCGGCUAUUGACAUUUCUGGAUCCCUGGACCUGAUGCGCUAUCUUUUCGGCCCUGGUCUCAUCGCAUCGAAUGGUCCUGAACAUCGCCGUCAACGCAAGUUACUCAACCCAUCCUUCUCAAGCGCCCAGAUCAAACGUCUGGCUCCACUCGUCCAGGACGUCGCCUUUCAACUUCGCGCUGCACUCAGCGAGCAGGUUGCCCGAGAUGCCCACGAGGAAAGAGAACCAGAGCGCGAGGUGGAGCUGGAAGGCCUUUUGGGAAGUGCAGCAUUGGACAUGAUAUCGAGAGCCGCUUUCGGGCAUAGUUGGAGCGCCAUGGAAGGUGACGGAGGAGAGUAUGUGCGCGCCGUCAAAGACUUAUCACCAGUUCUGGGUGCUCUAGGCUCGGUCGUGCCGAUCUUCAUCCUGAGUGGCGGCGCGCAUCUUCCAUCUGGAGUAUUGCGCCUGGCCGGCGCCGCGAUCUCUCUGAUUUCUCCAUCGUUACGCCAUCUGCUACACAUAGAGGCCGUGUAUCGUAGGGAGAUCCAAGCGGUAGUAUCCAAAGCCCGCAACGCUUGGCGCAACGAGUCUAGCCAACCCAGCCUGGAUCUACUCGGCGCGCUCUUCGACGCAGGUGACACAGGCCGAGCCUCCGACGAGGAAAUAUGCGCGCAAGCCUCAACGCUGGUCUUCGGAGGUACGGAGACGACGAGUACAAUACUCUGCCGGAUCCUCCAUCAGCUGGCAUUGGAUCCAUCCCUCCAGGACAGGCUUCGCGAAGAGAUUAUGGAUGCUCGACGAAGCCAAGAAGGUGGCGAGGAGAGUCUUUCAUACGAUGGACUGAUGGCUUUGCCUCUGCUCGAUGCAGUAUGCAAGGAGACGCUGCGCGUAUUUGCCCCUCUUCCAUUUCGCAACCGGCACUCUGUGAGAGAGAGCGUACUCUCCUUAUCUGACGGUACAAGUCUAUACGUGCCCAAAGGGACCGAGAUCCUGGUCAAUAUACAUGGAGUAAACAUGGACGAGGAAAUCUGGGGCAGUGAUGCGCAGGUUUGGCGCCCUCGACGUUGGCUUGAUCCGCUUCCCACGAGUCUGUUAAAGGCGAAGGUGCCUGGGCUAUAUUCGCAUCUUUUAACGUUUGCCGGCGGCAUCAAAGGAUGCAUCGGAUUCAACUUCUCCAUCAUGGAGAUGAAGACCGUCCUUGCGACGCUGGUGCCCGCGUUCGCUUUCUCGCUGUCAACAGAGCAUGAGAUAGAAUGGAAAUUCGCUUCUUUGAUCACGCCAGGGAUCAAAGGCGGUACGGACUUGCAUCCGGGGAUGCCUCUCCGUGUCAAGUUACUAGCCGAUGAAUAG